Gadus morhua (Atlantic cod) is the source of this 5218-nucleotide messenger RNA. RefSeq names its product kelch-like family member 21 (gene klhl21). The record is from RefSeq and is a predicted model, not a curated record. Gene Ontology annotation, molecular function: protein binding. The transcript is spliced from 5 exons. Bases 1962 to 3800 code for a protein of 612 amino acids. Lineage: Eukaryota; Metazoa; Chordata; Actinopteri; Gadiformes; Gadidae. Gene Ontology annotation, biological process: protein ubiquitination.
GCCCGUCUUCCUCAUCCUCUCUCCUCCCGCUCCGAGCAUAUAAAGUUUCUGUGGGCUAUUCUCGGCCCCGACCCGGUAAACACACUGAAAGGUUGCUCAAUGCACCCGCUGGUUGUUUGUGUACUGACACAAAAGUGAUUCGAACAUUACGGGACUGACGCUUUUGAUGAUGUGGUUAACUAUAGCGUCAACAGAGCCUGAAGAUAGGGAGGUCGAACAUGGUCUGUGAACAGGUUUGGGCUGACUUAUUCCAAAAGGAGCACUGUGAUCCUUAGUCUAAAAGGUUAAGUGCACACAAAGAUGAGUGCACGUUUUUUAAGGACGGGUUGGCUUUUUGUUCAAUCAAGUCAGAGUGUAAACAAUAAGAAAUUCUGUAAUAAUAAUAAGUGAACCACCAAAUAUGGUUGUUUAACUUGAAUUCCCCCAAAUAGUAAGGAAAAAUGGAAGCAAUGCUAGCUAAAUUGGCUUAGCAGCCAGCCAGCGUGGCUGCCUGCGGCUGUCCAGCAACACAAGUACAAAGAAGGGAAGAAAGGAACAAUAUGUGGGGAAUAAGUACAUCAUCGCCACAGAGGGAAAGUCAGUAAUCAUCCCAAAAAAACCUAAAAGGAAGCAACAGGGCCAACAGAAGCUAGAGGAGGCCCCUCGGUAUGUUUCAUCCACUAUGUCUGGUGCACGCGCAGGGGGAAAACCGCAGCUGAGUCACUGGGACAAGGAGGCCCGGUCUUCGGCCGGGACCGUACGUUGAUGCGUCACAGAGCCUGCAGUGUGUGAACCCUGUGUGGAAUGCGUGUGUCCAGGCUCUCAGUCAUGUCGCUGGUGUUCUGCUCUGUGGAACACCGGAGAGGAGGAGGCCUAGAGAGAGGAGACGGCAUAGAGAGAGCGGGACAACCUUUGAGUCAAUCUCCCGGUAAAGAGACGCCCGUGUAUUUUAGGAAGGAAUGAUCAUCCCUAAAUCCCUAGGCAUCUAGGAGUGUGUGUGUGCGUUGGUAAGAGUGUGUGUGUUGAUAACCUCUACUGUUCCGCAAGAGGCAGGGCACACUCUUGGUGGGUUUUGUUUGCAAGGACAACGUUUUAAGUGUGGAAGGUUAUUAUCAUGGUGUUGAAUGCAUAACAAUUCUUGAUGACAACAUUAUACCAAUUUUUUAUAGGCUCCAAUAACCCUUAAACUAAACUCUUAUUACUGCUGAACUAAGCAGCAGGUGCAGCAGUAGUUAUAGACGCCUAUAGAAUUCAUGUCUGCGCUCACGUACGGCAAAUCCAAUUAUCUUUCUCUUUUACCUUUCAGCACAGUAUGUGAUCUUCCAUUACCAGUUAUAUUAUCACAUUAACAAAAAAACCCGGUGUAAACCACAAAUCCACGUCUGCUUUCCUAGCUCAUUAUGUUCUAAUUGAUGUUCUAAUAGUCCCAAGGCAAAAUAACUUCCUAAUUUGCCGCUAUGAGCCUAUUCAACACUCUUAAUCAUUUUCUAGGAAACUCAAAAGACAACCAAGAAUACUUUCUCCCAGGAUUCCUGUACUCUUCUCCCAACAAGCAUAGAGAACAAGACAUGUUUUCUAUGUCUCCAUAUAAUCAACUAGUUUGGUUUGUUCUCCUUAGAUGAUUGGUGGACUAUUAUGACAGGGGGCCGUGUGUUUUUGUCCUGGCUCAGCUGGCACUAGUCCUGUUAGAGACUUGUUCUGGUUGGGGGAUUGUCGGGGUGUGGGUGUGUUCCCCCUCCCCCCCUGCCUGGAUAUGGACACUGCCGCUGUAUUUAUAGCUCCUGAGCAGGAGGCACACGCACUAUUUUUCAAACUCAGCUAAGUAGCUAGUCAUCCGCGCCGACCGAGCAACUGACUGUUGUAUGUUCUAGAAACGGGACGGUUUUUACUGUGGAGCCGGCCUGUGAGGGCCCCUCAGAUGUCAAGUCGAGUGCUCUGAACAGCCCCAGCCGAGAGCGACACACCCAACCCGGGGAUCAGAGAUGGAGAAGCCCGCGCUGCUGACGCAGCCGUCCACGCUGCCCUUCUUCGACACGGCGCACGCCUUCAACCUCCUGCGGGGGAUCCACGAGCUGCGCGCCGAGCGCAAGUUCUUUGACGUCACCCUGAGCGCCGAGGGCCAGGAUUUCCACUGCCACCGCACGGUGCUGGCCGCCGCCAGCACCUACUUCCGGGCCAUGUUCACCGGCACGCUGCGGGAGAGCGCCAUGGACCGCGUGGUCCUGCACGAGGUUUCGGCCGAGCUGCUGGGUCUGCUGGUGGACUUCUGCUACACGGGCCGCGUCACCGUCACCCAGGACAAUGUGGACAUGCUGCUGAAGACGGCCGACCUCUUCCAGUUCCCCUCGGUCAAGGAGGCCUGCUGCGCCUUCCUCGAGCAGCGGCUGGACGUCUCCAACUGCCUGGAGAUCCAGGACUUCGCCGAGGCGUACGCCUGCCGCGACCUGGCGGCCAGCGCCCGGCGCUACGUCCUCAAGAACAUCAUGGACCUGGCCAAGGGCACGGACUUUGAGAAGCUGACGUGGAAGCGCCUGCUGGAGAUCGUGUCGGACGACGAGCUGAGCGUGGACAAGGAGGAGACGGCCUACCAGAUCGCCACGCGCUGGGUGAAGGCGGACCUCAAGCGGAGGCUGCACUAUUGGCCCGAGCUGCUGCAGCAGGUGCGGCUGCCCUUCGUGCGGCGCUUCUUCCUGCUGGCCCACGUGGAGAGCGACCCGCUGGUCUACCUGUCGCCCACCUGCCUGCGCAUGGUCAGCGAGGCGCGCAGCUUCCAGUCCAGCGAGUACGACCGCCACGACCGGCCCUGCAACCGCAUGCGGCCGCGCUCCUCCACGGGCCUGGCCGAGAUCCUGGUGGUGGUGGGCGGCUGCGACCAGGACUGCGACGAGUUGGUGACCGUGGACUGCUUCAACCCCCAGACGGGGCAGUGGCGCUACCUGGCCGAGUUCCCCGACCACCUGGGCGGCGGCUACAGCAUAGCGGCCUUGGGGAACGACAUGUAUGUCACAGGUGGCUCUGACGGCUCCCGGCUCUACGACGGCGUGUGGCGCUACAAGUCGAGCGUGAACGAGUGGACGGAGGUGUCGCCCAUGCUGAAGCCCCGCGAGUACCACAGCUCCUGCGUUGUGAAGGGCCAGCUGUACGUGGUGGCGUCCGACAGCACCGAGCGCUACGACCACGCGCUGGACUGCUGGGAGGCCCUGCCGCCCAUGCUGCACGCCAUGGACAACUGCUCCACCACCACGUGCAACGGGCGCCUGUACGCCAUCGGCUCGCUGACGCCCGAGGACACCAUGGCUAUUCAAGGGUAUGACGGCGAGACCAACCGCUGGUCGCUGGUGAGCGCCGGCCAGCUGCCGCCCUGGUCCUUCGCCCCCAAGACCGCCACGCUGGACGGCCUCAUCUACUUCAUCAGGGAUGACUCUGCUGAGGUGGACGUUUUCAAUCCAAAAAAGAACGAAUGGGACAAGAUCAGCCCAAUGAACCAGGUGCACGUCGGUGGCAGCGUGGCGGUACUAGGCGGGAAGCUGUACGUGUCAGGCGGCUACGACAACACCUUCGAGCUGUCGGACGUGGUGGAGGCCUACGACCCGGCCACCCGUGGCUGGGUCAUCGCCGGCCGCAUGCCCCAGCCUACCUUCUGGCACGGCAGCGUCAGCAUCUUCCGCCAGUUCAUGCCCCUUGUGGUCAGCACCUUCGAAGCCGCGGAGAUCCCCGACUCCAACGCGGUCCGCCUGCACCGACAACACAACCGUCAGCAGGCACUGCUCAACCUCCACAACAAUCUCAACCAGAACCAUGACGUGAACCCGGCCCGCUGAGGAACGGAGGCCACACCCGCAGUACUCUCUCUUUAUCUCCCUCCAGCCUCCUGGAGGGAGAUGGAGUUGGCCUCAAAAACAGGUUUCACUGUAAAUUCACCUCCUGGACAUGUGGAAGCUGUACGAGAAGCAGAAGAAGAAGAAGCACUUUGGUACUAUGAAGGUUUUCCCAUCUGACAUCCUCGCGGUCGGCAAGCCUGCUAUUCUGCCAUCGAUGAUCAGCGCUCAUGGUUAUGGGUCGGUCUGAUGGACUAAAGGAUUUGACAGACCCAGUUAGAUGUUUCCCGGACAUCCCUGACAGUUUUUUGGAUAGCGGUUGAUUUUUUUCGUCAGUUAAAAUAAAAAUGUAGCACGGUUGAGGUCGAGAAUCCGUUGAGAAUCAAUAAUAUCCCCGACACCCGCUAACAUUCCUAAAGCUUAAGUCCCGACCGUUUGUUAGCUAGAUCCACACGGACAUGCUCUGUGGGGGCUGAUUCGCCAAUGUUAUGUAGAAUGUCACGUGUACAAUAAUCCCAGGUCCACGUAUUCUAACUCCUGAUUAUGAAUUUGACUAAACAACAGCUCCCAUCUCUGUUGUUGUCAAGUGUUGCACCUUUUAAAGCUGUUUACAAUCUUGCUGAGUUUCAAAUUGCAAUUCAUCACUUUUAUUUUAUCAUUUUUGUCAGAGAAGAAAACUAACCUCUUUAGCGUUUUGAAAAACUUAACCAAACUCUAGACAUUUUCUUGAUGUGGUCUAAAUCGGACAGGUUGCCCUAUUAAAAAUAAUGUUCACUCCUGAUCCUUGGCAGAGAUAUUUCUGGGUUCCAGUACAUAAUGUGCAUGGAAAAGUAUAUUUUUGAAUGUUUUCUUUUUUAUAUAUAUUUAUGCUUUUGUAUUGUUUUAUUAGUUGUAACCCAGCAGUGGUUUGCGGUGGUGGAUUUUCAAACACAACUGGAAGUGCUACAAAUCUCUCAAUUUGUUUUUUUGUAAAAUAGUCUUCGAAGUAACACUUUUCUUAAUAGGUUAUGUUGUUUUCAUACAUAUAUUAGUAUUGUUUAAGCUAUUUUCCUAUAUAUAUCCUUCGUUGCCUGAAUGUAAUGUGUUUGUGUAACAUUGAUGUCUCGAAGGGUAGCAGAAAUAAAACCCAGUCUGUGUAGUAUGCUGCUUCAUGUCUGUUUUGCUGCUUUUGACAGUCAAGCUACACUAAUCUAAUUCAUGGUCUGUGGUGAACAAGACAAGGUUAAAUGAGCAAAUAAGUUACAGCCUCUUAUGCUCCAGGAUGAUCAGUUUUUGAUUGGUGAGGUCACUGAUCUUGACCAAUGAUUUUGUUGCAGCCGAUAAGACCGAUUUCUAUUUCCUCUUCUUCGAAUUUGCACCCCAUGUUACUGCUUUCUUGUCUUUAAUACUAAACAACCAAUAAAGCAAUGGUUUAUUUUUUC